AUUCACACACACAUAUUCAGCUGAGCUUGAACACAGUAAAGCUGAUAAACCACUUUAUCAUCACUUCCCCAAAGUCCUUCACGCAGCUCAUCUUUCUGUCCAUCAGAUGGUCAUAUUUCUCUUUCUGACAGGCAGCUCGGCUCGGCUUGGCUGAUGGACAUGAGGUCUAUGCUGAUACUAGCAGUGUUGUUGGCUCUCAUAAGGGAAGACAAGGGACAGAAACCAACAGUGUCUCUCCUGCCGAAGUUCCCACAGGUGUAUAUUGGAGAUGACGUCACUCUGAUCUGUAACCGUAAAGGAGGGAGUAAACCAACAACAUGGUUUAUUAAUGACAAACAACAAUCACAUCAGGAUUAUACAAUGUUUCUUACUGCAGUGACACCAAAAAACAACAGCGAGUAUAAAUGUGUGCAGAACGGACUGAUGAGUGACCCGCUCACACUCACUGUACUGGAGCUGGAGCCUCACGCUCAGCUCUCUCCAUCUGUAGGAGGUGCUGUGAUGACCAAAGGAGAUGGAAGAAACCUGGUGCUGCAGGCGGAAGAUGAGCUGAAGAACUGGACUUGUUCUGUGUUGAGAGGAGUGAGCCGCUUCGGUUUAGGAGUCAAUGUUGAUGAGCAGAUGAAGAGAGCUGUUAUAUUUGCAGAAUUAAAAGAGGCAGAAAGAGCCACUUUCUGGUGCCAGAAAAAGAAUUUCAGUCGAAGCAAUACAGUGACGCUGAAAAUGACAGAGCUCAUGGUGAUGUUGGUUCCUCCGGCCGUUCCUGUGCUGCAGGGGGAGUCUGUGGCUCUCAGGUGUGUAGUCUGGGGUGGACCGGAGCUGGAAAAUGCCGUCUUCUAUAAGAAUAAAAUAAAACUCCCAGAGUCAUCUAAAGGCACAUACACCAUCAUCAACGCCACACAAAAUGAUAACGGCAAGUACAGCUGCCGCACCACCUACAAGUUCAGCCACAUCAGUGCAGGAGCUGCACAGAAGGAAGGAGAAUCUGAUGCCCAGGAGUUAAAAGUUAUAGGCGGGCCUGCUGCUGCAGUUAUUUCAGGGUCUACUAAGAGUCUGCAGUGUUCCUGCCCUCGCUGUCCUGACGACUGCACGUCCUGCCACUGGUAUCACACACUCUUUAAUGACCCACACUCACGCAGAAGACUGCCUGAAAAUGACCGGUCCAUUACCGCCGAAGAAGAAGGACUGUACAGCUGCCGGUUUGACUGUGGGAAAGGUCUCUCCCGUUUCAGUGACAGUUACAGCUACCACGCACAACCUGAGUCAAACGUGAUGGCCAUCAUGGUGGCAGCGAUUCUGAUUGUUCUCGGGCUGUUGAUCGUCUUGCUGAUCGCGCUGAAGCGCAGACGUGGAGAAAGCAACGUCCAGACGACCAAACAGGAUAAAGACAAGACGACAGGUGGAGAAUAUGAGCAAAUCCAACUCAAGAACAAGGAUCAGGAGGUUUAUCACACGCUGGGCGAGAGCACGGGCAAGGACCAGGCCGAGGGGGGUUACGAACCCCUACAAAAGAAGCAGGAGGAGGGGGUGUACCACACACUAGGACCUGGAGAGGGUCAGGGUGAGGGUCAGGGUGAAGGUCAAGGUGAGGGUCAGGGUGAAGGUCAAGGUGGGUACGAGGCUCUUAAGAGCGUCAAAGCCGAAGUGUACCAAACACUGAGUUCAGCUGACGCGAAAAAACCAGAAGGAGAAGCCGAGGGAGGGUACGAGCAACUUCCUCAGAAAAACAAAGAUUAUGAGGCCGUGACAGUGGAGGAAAAUCCAUACGAAGAAGUGAAGAAACAGAUGGGCAAAGAGAAAGAAUGAGGGAAUCUGAGAAAGAAUAGUCAAAUGGCAAUGCCUGCAUUCUCACGUUGAUGUAUUAAAUGUAAUGCAUUAAAGCAAUACUUGGUACUCCACCCCAAAAAAGAUAAUGUUCACAUGCAUGGACAAAUGCACACACACACACACACACACACACAUACAUAAAUUUGUGUGUGUGUAUGUGCAUGUAUGUAUGUAUAUCUAUAUAUAUAUAUAUAUCUAUAUAUAUUUCUUCAGAUGAACACAAACUAAGAUUUUUUAAAAAAAAAAAUAAGGUUACUAUAAUAUUCUCAAAUAAUAAAUUUAACAAAAGAAGUGUCACCUUUGGGAUAGGUAGACAUGAUCUGGGGGGUGAACGUGACCUGCAAUGAUCUUGAUCUUUUAACCUGCAACUACAUCAAAAUCCUCCUCAAAGUGAGUUUCAGGAGAUCCCAGAUAAUCCACUGCAGCUCGCAUUCAGAUCCCAAUCUAUUUUGAUCAGAAACACCACUUUACAUCAAUUAUUGAAGGACAAAAUCAAAUAACUUACUUUUUUUUCCCUAAUUUCACACUGAAGUAUUUCCAUAAGUUAUUGGUGAAGAAAUAGGCUAACAAACUUUAACUUUAAAGGGAUA
Cyprinus carpio (common carp) is the source of this 2417-nucleotide messenger RNA. RefSeq lists its product as uncharacterized. Gene Ontology annotation, molecular function: transmembrane signaling receptor activity. The record is from RefSeq and is a predicted model, not a curated record. Lineage: Eukaryota; Metazoa; Chordata; Actinopteri; Cypriniformes; Cyprinidae. Gene Ontology annotation, biological process: cell surface receptor signaling pathway.